AUGCAUGCAGCUGUCGGGAUCUUGACAGCUAGAGGCGACAUGACUUCCCAUACAACCAUUGUUGCCCGUGGCUGGGGAAAAUGCUGUGUUUCGGGUUGUUCCGAAAUACGCGUGAACGACUCGGAGAAGAUGGUCUUGAUUGGGGACAAAGUGGUGAAUGAAGGAGAUUGGAUUUCUCUAAAUGGCUCGACUAGUGAAGUGAUCUUGAGAAAACAAGCACUUUCUCCUCCGGCUUUGACCGGGGAUGUGGAGAUUUUCAUGUUGUGGGCUUAUGAGCUUAGGCGACUUAAGGUUAUGGCAAAUGUUGAUACACCAGAAGAUGCUCUCACUACAUGGAAUAAUGGAGCUGAAGGGAUUGGUCUGCCUGUAACAAUCAGACUUUUGGACCCUCCACUUCACGAAUUCCUUCCGGAAGGCGAUAUAGAGCAGAUUGUUGGGGAACUAACGGUCGAUACUGGCAUGAGUCAAGAAGAAAUUUACUCCCGGAUUGAAAAAUUGUCUGAGGUGAACCCCAUGCUCGGUUUUCGGGGAUGCAGGCUCGGGAUAUCGUACCCCAAGCUUUCGAAAAUGCAGGUUCGCGCAAUAUUUCAAGCGGCCAUCUCUUUGAGCAACCAAGGUGCCAAAGUCCACCAGGAGAUUAUGGAACUGAGUCAUCAGGUGAGUUUGAUUCGUGGGGUUGCAGAAAAAGUGUUCUCCGAGAUGGGCUCCUCUGUGAGCUACAAAGUGGGCACAAUGAUCGAGAUCCCUAGAGCCGCUCUUGUGGCAGACGAGAUUGCCAAGGAAGCAGAAUUCUACUCGUUCGGGACGAACGACCUCACGCAAAUGACGUUUGGAUACCGUAGAGACGACGUUGGCAAAUUUCUGCCGAUUUACUUAUCUAAGGGCAUCCUCCAGCAUGAUCCAUUUGUGAAAGGCGUGGGUCAGCUGAUUAUGAUGACAACCGAAAGAGGACGUGCAACUAGACCGAGCCUAAAGGAUGAAACGAAAUCACGAUCGAACAUUGGCAGCAUUCGUCUGGUGUGUUACCACUAUUCACUAUUUAUUCAUUAUCUGCCAGUUCUGUUUUAA
Molecule: messenger RNA, 1068 nt
Organism: Striga asiatica
Lineage: Eukaryota; Viridiplantae; Streptophyta; Magnoliopsida; Lamiales; Orobanchaceae
Source: the annotation of a GenBank genome assembly